AGCACGAACUCGUUAUCCCAGAAUCCCCUAGUUGCUCUGUGUUGGUUGAGAGACUGAGGGAGGGAGUAUCAUCUCGGCGAUAAUGUGAAAUGCAUGAACUGGAUACGUGAGCGCAGCGGUAAGAACUUUUCAAGGGAAGGAGAAGUUGGAAAAUGCAGCCUAACCUUUCGCCGCAGGCUAUUGAAACGUUUAACAGAGGGUGAAGCUGCAGGAGGCACCGAAAAAGUCUGUCGAAACUGCAAAGGAUAGUUUAGUGUUCGAAAUAGUUCGCCCGAGUCGUAGUUUAGGCUACACUACAUUUCGACUGGAUUUAAAAAUAACGGUUGCUUUUUUUACAUCCUCCGCCAAGAACGCCCUUUGGAGAUAAUAGAUUUCCUGCGGACCUGAGGGCUGAUCACACUGAACAACAUUGGAAAACAUCUGACAUCGCUGGUUGUUGUGAUAAACCAGUGUUAGGUCAGUGAACAGACAACGGAAGAGUUUUGUUCAUACUACAAGAUUCCGAAACGUGGAGAAUUGUGAGCAUAAACGAUAAUGAGGGGGAAAACUACGGUUAUUCGAGGAGGAAAGGAAGAAAAGGAGUGAGAUCUUACAAACUACUUGAAAGUGUGAGGGUAUGCACGAGACAACAGGCGUUUGAAUAGUUAGAACACAAAAAUCCAAGCGUGUUUCCAGUAGGCUAUUGUGUAAAACUGGACCAAGCAGCGGUAGGCUACUUGCAACAUCGCCAAUAUAAUCCUAACACACGCUGGACCCCCCAUACUCACUGAACUUUUCGAACUUUUCAAAUCAAGUAAAGUUGGAACUACGGGGGUGCAUAUCAUAAUGAUACAUUUUAGCCUACGCUGUUGAAGUGAUCCCUGUGUAGAAAAGGGUAGUUUGAACAAAUGUCCGCCUGUAGUAGCUCCUCUCCUCAGCCUUUUCCAAGACUCUAUCCUGUGGCUCAACAUGUCGCUGCCCCACCGACUCCCUCACCAUCCCCGAGUCCACCGGCGACCCUCUACAACCGCCUGUCGAACGGGAGUGUCAGCGCCCCGAGCCCCACAAACUCCAGAGGCUCGUUUCAUGGAGUCUCUUUCCUGCUCCAGAUUGGACUCACCAGAGAAACUGUGAACCUGGAGGCUCAUGACAUGUCCCUCAACGCUGUGAAAGACCUGGUGUGCUCGAUAGUGGACCAGAAGUUUCCAGAAUGUGGGUUCUUCGGCAUGUAUGACAAGAUCCUGCUCUUCCGCCACGACCUCAACUCCGACAACAUCCUGCAGAGGUUGACGUCAGCUGAAGACAUCCACGAGGGGGACCUGAUUGAAGUUGUUCUGUCUGCGCUCGCCACUGUUGAGGACUUCCAGAUCCGGCCGCACACUCUCUACGUGCACUCCUACAAGGCGCCGGCCUUCUGCGACGACUGCGGGGAGAUGCUGUGGGGUCUAGUGCGCCAGGGACUCAAAUGCGAAGGGUGUGGACUUAACUACCACAAGCGCUGUGCCUUCAAGAUCCCCAACAACUGCAGCGGUGUGCGCAAGCGACGCCUGUCCAAUGUCUCUCUGCCCGGCUCCUCACUCUCCAUCCCGCGUCCCGCGCCCAUCGAGACUGUCGUCGCGUCCCCGGAAGAGGUGAGCAUGCAGCGCCCCCUGUUGGAGGCUGGGAAGCGCAUCCCGUCCUGGAGCGGCCGCCCUAUAUGGAUGGAUAAGUUGGUCCUGGGGCGGGUCAAGGUGCCGCACACCUUCAACGUGCACACCUACACGCGGCCCACCAUCUGCCAGUACUGCAAGCGCCUGCUCAAGGGCCUCUUCCGCCAGGGCAUGCAGUGCAAAGAUUGUAAGUUCAACUGCCACAAGCGAUGUGCGUCCAAAGUGCCAAGAGACUGUCUUGGAGAAGUAGUCUUCAAUGGGGAGCCUGCCAGCCCUGGGCCUGACUCUGAGGUCACUAUGGAGGUGGACAACAGUGACGUGAACAGCGAGGGCAGCCGAGGCAUGGACGACGCCGAAGAGGUGUCCACACCAGAGGACAAGAUCUUCUUCAUGGACUCUCCCUUCAUGGAUGCAGACAAGGACGAUGGGGAGACAAUCAAGACCAUAAGUCCAUCCACGAGCACCAAUAUCCCGCUCAUGCGCGUGGUCCAGUCCAUCAAGCACACCAAACGGCGUAGCUCCACUGUGGUGCGGGAGGGCUGGAUGGUGCACUACACCAGCAGAGACAACCUGAGGAAGAGACAUUACUGGAGACUGGACAGCAAGUGUCUCACCCUCUUCCAGAAUGACGGCGGAGCCAAGUAUUACAAGGAAAUCCCGCUGUCGGAGAUCCUACAGGUGGAAACGGCCCAUGACUUCCGGAACCUCGCGCAGGGAGGCAACUCGCACUGCUUCGAGAUCAUCACCGACACCAUGGUGUACUACGUGGGGGAGAACACGGGCGGACACUUCCACAACCCGGCGCUGGCGGCCUCGGGCGUGGGCCUGGAGGUGGCCCAGGGCUGGGAGAAGGCCAUCCGCCAGGCCCUGAUGCCCGUCACGCCCCAGCCCAGCGUCUGCACUGGCCCCGGCCAGGGCAAGGACCACAAUGAGCUCUGUGUCAGUAUAUCAGUGUCAAACUCCCAGAUCCAGGAGAAUGUGGAUAUCAGCUCCGUCUACCAGAUCUUUGCAGACGAGGUGCUGGGUUCGGGACAGUUUGGGAUUGUCUAUGGUGGCAAGCACAGGAAGACCGGAAAAGACGUUGCCAUUAAGAUUAUCGACAAGAUGAGAUUCCCCACCAAGCAGGAGAGCCAGCUGAGAAACGAGGUGGCCAUUCUGCAGAGCCUGCACCAUCCCGGCAUUGUCAACCUGGCGUGCAUGUUCGAGACUCCGGAGCGGGUCUUUGUGGUCAUGGAGAAGCUCCACGGCGACAUGCUUGAGAUGAUCUUAUCCAGCGAGAAGAGUCGCCUUCCCGAGCGCCUCACCAAGUUCCUCGUCACCCAGAUUCUGGUGGCUCUGAGACACCUCCAUUUCAAAAACAUUGUCCAUUGUGACCUGAAACCGGAGAACGUGCUGUUAGCAUCCGCAGAGCCCUUCCCACAGGUGAAGCUGUGUGACUUUGGCUUUGCCCGCAUCAUUGGGGAGAAGUCUUUCCGCCGCUCUGUGGUGGGCACCCCUGCCUACCUGGCCCCCGAGGUCCUCCGCAGCAAAGGCUACAACCGCUCCCUGGACAUGUGGUCGGUGGGGGUCAUCGUCUACGUCAGCCUGAGUGGAACGUUCCCCUUCAACGAGGACGAGGACAUCAACGACCAGAUCCAGAACGCUGCCUUCAUGUACCCGCCCAACCCCUGGAAGGAGAUCUCUGGGGAAGCAAUCGACUUGAUAAACAACCUACUUCAAGUGAAGAUGAGGAAGCGUUACAGUGUGGAUAAAUCUCUUAGCCACCCAUGGCUGCAGGAUUACCAGACCUGGUUGGACCUUCGGGAGUUUGAGACGCGCCGUGGAGAGCGAUACAUCACCCAUGAGAGCGACGACGCUCGCUGGGAAGAGUAUGCAGACGAGAGGAGCCUGCCGUACCCCAAGCACUUCAUCAUGGCUCCAAACCUGGACGACAUGGUGGAGGACCCCUAGCUGCUGGGAGGAUGAACUACAACUUCUCCAAAAGUGGUUGGAGGAGGAUAGUUGAUUUUCCUCAGACUCUAGGCAGCGCAGGCCCUGUGGUCAUAUGGAACCAUCUGCCUUUAGAAACGGUUUCGCAAGAAACUUCGGGGGAAAGAGACAUGGGGUCUUGUCCUGCACCCGUGUCCAUGCCCUGUCGCACGAAAAGUGAGUUCUGUGUAUGGCUUUGGUGCCUAUUGUGGUGCAUGCAACAGUGCCCUACCACUGUUGACACACACAAUCAGGGCAUGGUGGGAAUUUUUUCAGGUUUCUUUUUUUUUUCCUUAAAGAACAUUCCAGAGAUUGGAUGGGGCUCUCUCUCUCUCUCUUUCAGUCUCUAGUCUCUGCUGCCUUUUUCAGCUAGCCAUAACACGAGUCUCUUGAGCCUGAAAGAUAAACUUUGAGUGUUUGGGAACCCUUCUAUUAGAGUUAGUUAAUAAACAUUUGCACUGCCAUUCAAAACCAGCGAAGGGCUCAUGGUCUGGACCAAAUCCAAGAGAGAUGGAUGCUUGAGAUUUUUAGCUUCUACCCAGCGUAUUUUUCUAAACUCCUCGCCUUGUGUUUUUAAGAUGUUCCCCAAAACUACAAGUGAUUUGAGCUUGCUUGAGAGUAUUUUGGAAAGAAACAUGUAUAUGCAAUGGUUUUAUGUGAGGCUUUUAAACUGGAACACACAAGAAAUAUAUACUGUGCAAAGAUAUUUUACAUCCUUCUUCUUCGCUGAAGCAUAGUGGUCCUAAAAUCUUUGUGUUGUAAAUGAACAUGUUUGCCCCAGAUGCCUUUGAAAUGAAAUCUGUUUUUCAGAGUCUUCUGGGUAAAUUACUGUCACUGUCACUUGUGUUUUGCUUUCUGAAGUUGAGAGUGUUUAGCAUUUCAUAUUAAUGACCAUCUUUAACGUGUUCAUGCUGCUGGUAGCGCCUGUUGUAAGCAGCCCCUCAAGCCUUUGAUGGAUGAAGGAACGUGAAGGUAGCUGUUCAGCUCACCCAGGCAAACGUAGAUGAAGAAGUUGUUUGAAUAAUUAUAAACACACACACACACACAGGCACGUACACACACACACACACACACACACACACACACACACACACACACACACACACACACACACACACAGUAUGCUCUGUCCAAGUGUGUAACAUCAGCACAAGAGCUGUUUUUUGAGUCCCGUCUCUGUUUCGUUAUAUCUAUGACUACCAGCAAAAUCCUGAGAAAAGACACAGUUGGGAACAGUCGGCGCUGUAAAAUGGACAAUCAGCCAGCUUCCUCCCGCUGGGCCGCCAAAGUCAAAGCACACGAAACAGAGCUAGAACAGAGGAAUGCCUGUUCCCUAUAGUCCUGAGAAUUGAAGAUGAACUUAAGCAUUUCACAAUGUGUAUUGUGUAACACUGCUGAGGGGUUAAAAAGCACAUGAAGAUGGCUGAAGAGUUGUUGGUACAGGUCAAAUAUUUCAGGUCCAGAUGCCUUUAGUGCAUGUUAAUGGCUAUUCAUCAUGGCGUUGGAGGUUUAAAAUGUUUUUUUGUUUUGUUUUUUUCUUAACAUGCAGAAGGCUUAAGUCACUCAGUGGAAGUUUGAAUGAAUGCAUUCUCUCACUAUAGGUCUACAUCUACAAAAGGUUUUGAAUUCAAAUAUAUUUUUUCUACCAUUUAUGACCAAAUGUUGUGUUUUUAAUUCUUGGUGAUGUGACCAGUUGAAAUGUUUCUGUGGAUACGUUAUGAGUGUUGUCAUUGGUCUUAUGUAAUGUCCUGGUUACACACAUUGUGAGGUGACCAGGUCUGAUUUGAAGGACACAGUGCUUUUGUAUGAACCUACAAAGAGACUCCUAAGGCUUCAUAUUGCUGUGUGUUCACUAUAGGCUUUCACUCAGGCUUAGACAGUGGACAUGAAUGAACCAUUAAUGCCGAGAUGCUACCGCCAAUAUGUGUACUUUGCCUCGUUACUAUGCUGGUUGUGUUAUGAAGACCACAGUGCGUCUUCAUUAGUUCCGUACUCAAUAUGUAUGUUUUGUUUUAGUUUCCUGUAGUGGGCAAUCACUUCUAAGAAAAACUCACUCUGGCUUGUGUUGGUUGAUUGGCAAUACGCUGGUUGCAUGUGUGCAGGAACUCGGUAUGCCUUAAGUAGCGCGUUUGUGUUGGUGUGUAAAUGCACACAGAUUCAGGUCGAUUUUGAGUUGGUAUGAAGCAUUUUCUCCCCAAAGUGCUUGUGUUCACUAUUAUUUUUGUAGUAUUCUUUAAUCGUGUAGCAUCUAUGUGAAGAUCCUUUCGUAAGUCUAUUUCUGUAUUUUUCUGUAUUUUGUAUGUAUGUGUGUGUGUGUGUGUGUGUGUGUGUGUUUGGCCUACCUUCACUGAUGCAUUUGGAACAGAUCCAUCUGCUCUGGCUUGUCCAGAUUUGACAUUUGAUCCCUCAAUAAGCGGCCAAAUUGAACGGAAACAUUACAGUAAGGCUGUACAUCUGCUGAUAGGGAGGCUGUGGGCAUAAUACCGCUAGUGAUGUUAUGUCUUAACUUUUACAAGCCCCCACUCCAUUUAGUCACAGCAGAGCCACAAUUAAACAUCCUCUUUGUCAGGAGAGAUCAGCAAUAAAUGUGGUGGAAAUUUGAUUCUUUGACAAUUUUGAGACCGUGUUUACCAGUGAAAGACCCUAAAAAUGACUUUUUCCUGUGAAAUGCAGACAGUUUGAAUUUGGGAGCGGGGAGGUUUAUUGGAUUACUUUGGGAUUGUGAGGGCCGCCCGUCUGGAGUCAUUCCUUUUUAACUUGAACUGUGAUUAUAAUAAGUUGGGUGGAUUCUGUCAAUGCGACCAACCACCACUACCCUGUGAAGGAUGCCAUAUUUAUAUGUCUAAAGCACACAUCUAUGGGUGAUAAACUUUCUGAGAAUCAUAUGAAGCUCAUGCUGCCACUGGAUUGGCAGAUGUCAGUGUUUUGUAUGUUUUACUACUCACAUAUCUUAAUAAAAACAGCCUCUAACAUCUGA
Molecule: messenger RNA, 6573 nt
Organism: Alosa alosa (allis shad)
Lineage: Eukaryota; Metazoa; Chordata; Actinopteri; Clupeiformes; Clupeidae
Product: serine/threonine-protein kinase D3-like
Exons: 19
Coding region: 888-3578 (896 amino acids)
Biological process (GO): protein phosphorylation
Molecular function (GO): protein serine/threonine kinase activity; ATP binding
Source: RefSeq, a predicted model, not a curated record